AAUCCUCCAGCCCAGGCCCAAUGCAAAUAAAUAUUCGGCAAAACAAUCGAGUAAGGAAGCUGAAAGAUCUUGAUCAUCGUUCGAAGGCACAGACCAGGCGAGCAACGAAGCAUCUUUCAAAACAAUUUACAAGUUCGGAGAUGGCAACCACAGCCUGUUUUAUCAUAGUGAGCAGGAAUGAUAUCCCUAUAUAUGAAGCUGAAGUUGGAUCUGCUGCAAAAAGAGAAGAUGCUGCUCAGCUGCAUCAAUUUAUAUUACAUGCAGCUCUGGAUAUUGUUCAGGACCUGGCAUGGACCACUAGUGCCAUGUUCUUGAAAGCAAUUGACAAGUUCAAUGAUCUGGUGGUAUCAGUUUAUGUUACAGCUGGUCAUACACGAUUUAUGCUACUUCAUAAUCCUCACAAUGAUGAUGGGAUCAAGACCUUUUUUCAGGAGGUUCAUGAGCUAUACAUAAAGAUUCUUCUUAAUCCCCUCAACUUGCCUGGUUCUCGCAUAACGUCAUCACAUUUUGACACUAAAGUUCGGGCACUUGCAAGAAAAUAUCUCUAGAUGCAGUGAUAUAGGUGGAUAGUCUCUAGUCCGCGGAAAUGAACUUAGAGAGGGCAUGAAAAGUAGCCCCAGUUGAUGAUUUUGUAAAUCUUUUUAGUGAAUUCAAAGGCACCAAAUGAGUAUUAUUAUUGAGGAUAACAAAAAAAGUGUGCAAUUUGCUUCUUUUAUUAUUGUAUAUUAGAUAAAUUCAGUUGGGUGAAAAAAAGAAGCACUAGCUUGAAAAAUUAGAAUUAA
Manihot esculenta (cassava) is the source of this 782-nucleotide messenger RNA. Its product is annotated as transport protein particle 20 kDa subunit. The transcript has 6 exons. Gene Ontology annotation, biological process: endoplasmic reticulum to Golgi vesicle-mediated transport. The coding region runs from base 21 to 548 and encodes 175 amino acids. Lineage: Eukaryota; Viridiplantae; Streptophyta; Magnoliopsida; Malpighiales; Euphorbiaceae. The record is from RefSeq and is a predicted model, not a curated record. Gene Ontology annotation, cellular component: nucleus; TRAPP complex; cytoplasm.